AUGCCACCUCCAACUCUGAGUGCAGCCGACAGGCUGUUAUCCUUUUACAAAGACAGUGAGCUGCUGGCGCGCAGCGGAACGCUAGCGUCUGUCAAGUCAUUCGGGAGCCAAGCCAGUGCCGCGCCUUCCAUGGCCGUUGGCGGGGCAACCGACAACCGAUUUGGGUCCCGGAACGGGCGGCCUGACGUGACCGAUGUUGUGAUUGAUCCGUACGAGCUGAACUCCUCCGACAUGGAAUCGUCAUCAGAUUCCGGGUUCGAAUCCGACGGGCUGCAGCAGCCACUGUCGGAACCCGCCGAAGACGCGGACUGGACAGCGUCGGGGUACGGCGAUUCGGAAGUGUACGACUAUGAUGGUGACGGUAAUUUGGAGAGCCCUGCUGGUGGCGGCGGUAGCGUCGCGGCGACGCCGAGCAGACAGCUGCGUGGGGGCGCCGCCGCCGCUGUUAAUGCCCGGUCACGUACGGGCAGCGUCGCCGGCGGCAGCCGCGCCGUCAGCGUCCGGUCGGUUGCCAUAAGCAGCGUCGCCGGCGUCGACGCCUUCUCGACGGGGGAGUACCGUACGACACGGUCCCGGGGAGGCUACGCUGCAAAUUCAAUUCGGAGUCGAUUCGGCAUGCCCAGCGGUGGCGGCGGCGGCACAGUCUCCCCGUCUCUGAAAUCGAUACUCGGCGGCGGCGGCGGCGGCAGCAGUACUGGCGGCGGCCGGGACUUGCUGUCGUUCAAGAGGAGGGCUGGCGCCGUCGCUGCCGCGGCCGCUGGUGGCGUUCGGGGGUUGGCUGGGUCGGUGAAAUCGCGCGCGAGCACCCGGCACAGCGGCGGUGCCGGCGGCGGUGCCGUCAGCCGCGGCGUCGUACAGUCUUCCUUCAAGUCCCUUGCCAGCAGCGGCCCCGGCGGCAUGCCAUCCGUCGCAGGAUCCACCAUCAGCCGGAUUACCGUUGGAAGGACUGGCGACACACCAAAGAAAAACCGCCUCAGCGGCAAGAUUGUACGGCGGCGGCUGCUCCGGCGGCGUGGCUGGGACUUUGCCGUGACCCCUGGGGAGGUCGAUUUCCAGCUGGGUCGACAGCUGCCGCAUGUGCUGACACGAGCGCAGCCCACUGUCAACUCGGAGGAUGAAGGGGAGGCGGAGGGCAAUGGCAACAGCGACAGCGGCGACGAUGACGGUUCGCUAUCCGCGGGAGGAGAUGAGCCGCCCCCGGGGCCGGUGCUGGAAGCGAUCAAGACCUACGCCAAGGAACGAGCCCCCGAGGUGAUGUGGUCGGAGAGGCUGCGGGCCGCCAAGAUGCAGGCGAGAACCACGGGUCAGACAGUAACCGUCAGAGGGCGACUGGACGGAAAGAGGCGGAGGGACCUGGCCCGGAAGAUUCAAAAGUGGGACAACAAGGAGUGGUUUUCCGUACGCAAGCGCACUCCUCCCGCCCCCCCGCUCCAUCCCGCCGUAGCCCGCGUUAUUGAGCAGUGGUUCGCCCUGGUGGAUGACGACGGAAGCGGCACAUUGGACCAUGCUGAGCUUCUCGCGGCCUUGAGGGCAUCCCAGGUACCCGUGUCUCCGGACAACAUCAACGAGAUGAUUAACCUGAUGGAUAUGGACGGUGAUGGAGUCAUAAAUUGGAAGGAAUUUGAGACAUUCUUUAUGUACGAGUUCGCUGCCGGCAAGAACCUUCUAUCCGGGGAGUACGUGUUGCCCAGCGGCGUUGCCCUGCCCUUCGGUGUCAUGAUCGCCAAACUGAAGAGGGCUAAGCUGCUGAGCGACCUGACACAGGGUGGCGCCGCGAGAGCUAAGUGGAUGCAAGUGGCGGAUAAUCCCGUGGAGAUGGAGGAUGAGCUGGGUAUGAUGGCGGCGGUGGAGCUGGCAAUGGAGGAAGUGCAUAACCCUGCGCUGUCCCAGCGACGUCUUCGCGCUGCCAAGGCACUGAACCGUCUGCCCCCCCACCUGCGAACCAAGUCCAUGGGCCGACAUCUAGAGCGGCACCCAGAGAUUGCGGAUAAGCUGCUCCGAGCUAGCUCCAUCACCCCCCUGCUGCUGGGGUCAAUGAAACGAUGCGGCUCAUCCACGUCCCAGGGAGGAAGGAAUGUGGAUCUCAACGUGGCCGCGGCCCUGGCGGCGGGUCUGGAGUGGCCGGUCAGUGGUGCCAACUUCUACAACCGCCGCGCCCGUACAAUUCUCCGGGCUAUAUGUCAGCGGCCUGCGGAGACGCUCCUGAAGAACCAGACCGCCGCCGCCGCCAAGCUGGCGGCUGGCCUUCUGAGCAGCAUGAGAAUGUCCAGGGGCAGGAGCCGGCGAAGAGGUAGCGACGAUGACGAUAAUAGCGACGGCGGGGGAAGCGGUGGCGGCGGUCGUGCAAGAAGGCGGAGGCCUGGCUUAAACAGGAGCACAAACUCCACCGCGCGAAACGGCGGCAAGGCUGUAUUACGGAAGCGACUCCGCCGCCGCCGCCGCCACUGGUUCCAGCUGCGAGUGACGGCGGCGACGAGCUCCUGGCCUUUAGGUUCGGUGGAUACGCCAUCUAGGGCUGGCGGCGGCGGCGGCGGCGAAAGUUUGGGGACACCCUUGAGUGGAGCCCCUUGGGCGCUUGGAACCCCCGGUACGGCACCGGCGGUGGAGGGAGGCAAGCCCCGCAAGCCCCGCCGGCGGAUGCGCUUCGAGGAUGAACAGGAUGCGGCAGAGACACCGACGGAUGCCGGUGCCGACGCGGAUAAGUCGACGCCAACGCCAGCGGGGGCGGCGGCGGCGGCGGCGGCGGGACCCGGCAUGCUGGCGGCGGAGCCGUCGAACCUGUCGAUAAACUCGUCCCUCGCCGGAGCAACCGCCGGCGGCAGCGUCGGCGGCAACGCCACCGCAGCGGCGACGCCGCCGCUGCUCAGAAGCGCCUUGUCGCACCCCACGGUAAUGCCGGCGAUGUACGGCACCUCUGGCGGAGAUACCGGCAGUGUCAGGGAGGUUUCAACGGAGGACGGCAACGGCGACGACAGGAGUAGCCCGGCCGUCGUCGUGACUGUCGCUGGCCGUACAUUUCCGUUACGAUCCAGUUUAGCAUCGGUGGAACUGAGCGGCCCAGAUUCCUCUAGAACAUCUGUUUCGGAGCUGCCGUCGCUGCCGCUGCAGCCGCCGGCGGCGGCGUUGGCAGCGGUGGGUACGGCGGCGGUUGGCGCUAACGAGCACCACGGCGCUCGGAAUCAUUACAGUGCGCGUGUGUUGGAGCUGCCAGGGGCAGCAUCGCCCGCCGGCGGUGUACGGUACUGGCCUGCCGUACCUGGCGCCAGUAGUGGCGCGUCGCCGCUGCCGCUGCCGCGCUCCUCCGUCACCAGCGUAACGUACGACGAGGAGAUGCGGACGCCGUUUCGUCAGAUCGGCGGUGGCGGCGGCGGCGGCGGCGGUCAUGUGCCGUACCGCGACAGCGAAGUGGACGUACUUGAUGCGGAUGAGGCGCGAGAACUUAUGGCGGCUCUGACUUUGGACUUUCGAAAAGACGAGGCCUUGUACGACCUUCACGGGGGCCAUGUGGCGGUGCGCCCGUCGACGAGCCACUUCCGAGCGGCGCUUGCAAAGAUCCGUACGGAAGCCUCAUCGCUGUUGCAGUCGUACAGUCUGCCGUCGUAUCCGGCUUACAGCGGCGGUGCUGCCAGCGCCGCCGCCGCGCCGUCGUCGUCGUCGACGGCGGCGGCGGCGGCGGCGGUGGCCCCCCCGGUAGUGGCCGUAGCACUGCAUCCGCGGCCAGCGUCACCGCCGCCCACAGGCCCUUCUUUUUUGACGGCAACGCUGUCGGGUACGACAGCGGCGGCGGCGGCGGCGGCGGGGCCUAUGCCCCGUGGCCAUGCAAGGACCAGUAUCGGCGGUGGCGGCAGCGGUGGUGCCGGCGCCAGCAUGGAUUCUGGCGGCGGCACAAGUACGACAAAUACGCGGGCCCGCGACGGCGGGCGAUCCGUAAAGCAGUUGGCUACCCGCCACCGCAGCUUGCUCAUUAGCGGCGUGCACUUGCGGUCCCUCGCCUCUGCGGUACUAACGGCACCGGGCGCACCGGGACCGACUGCCGCCAAAACCGGCGCCGCCGGCCCCACCGCCGCCAGGCGGCGGCGGCCUUCUGCCCCCGGAUGCCGUACGAAGCCCUUCCCACAGCAAGUCGUCGCCUUGCGCGGGCCAUCGUACACCUCGCUGCAACUAUCCGUGACGGGAGCGCCAUUUGCCGGAGACAUGCCGUACGCGCCCGGCAUCUGCGUCAGCAGCGGCGGCUCUGCCGCCGCCGUAACGACCCGCGGGCCGCAUCGUCCUGGGCGCAUUAGCCCGGUGGCUUCCGUGGCGCCGAUGCCGUCGACGCAGCUCCCGGAGUCAUGGGACGCCCACGUCGCCGCUAUGCUGCAGCGCCGUACGGAAACUGAGUUGGCUGCCGUACAGCGCGCCCACAGGAGCGUUCACACGCCGCGCGACGGCGCUGCAUCGCCCACCGGACGGGAAAGGUCCCCCGACGUCGGCAACCACAGGCGUACUGGCGGCGGCGGCGGCGGUGGCGGAGACGCUGUCAGCGGCUCCAGCACUGGGAUUGGCGACACCGAUGUUCCGUACACUAGCGUACUGAUGGGCCCUUCCGGUACGGCACUCCCAGAUUUUGUACCAGUGCCUGGCGUGCGGCCCCCGCUGCAGAGCCGUUACGUCCCGAAGCGUCUGCCCGAGGAAGCGGGAGAGCAGGGGACGAUGGCGGCGGCAGCGGCGGCGGCGGAGUUGCCGCAACCGUCAGGUGCUUUGGGUGGCGGCGACGGCGGCGCGGGCGGCGGUGGCGGCGGCACCGCCGCAGGCACGUCCCAUCCGAAUAUUAAUAGGAGUAGUGCUGUCGAUAAGGAGGUGGCGAAGCUGCGGAGAUGCCGGCAUGUUCUGAGCUGCGGCUUGACAGAUCCGGCGCUGCCGCUGCUAAGUGUGGACGAGGCGCUUAUGAUGUCCGGCUUUGGCAAGCCUCAGACGCCGGCACUGGCCAGAAUCGAGCGAGCAGCGGGUCGUGUUCCGCUUAGCAACGGUACGGCAACAACUCGUCGUAAUAUUGAGCACGGCGCACUGGCCGUCGACCCGGCGGCGGGUCCGGCCAGUCCGCGCGGCGGCGGCGGCGGUGGCGGCGGCAGCGGCAGCAGCUUCACGUUGCCGGCGCCGUCGCGUCUGAAGCUCAACGGGCCGCAUCUGCAACUUCAGAUCCACCAGCACCAGAACGUUCCGCCGCCGCCGCCGCCGCCGCCGCCAGCCCCGGGGUCGCCGAGGAGUUUGGCGCCGGUGACGACCCGGGGCAGCGCCAGCGGAGGCGCCUCACAGGCCGCUGAAGCGACGGGGACCCUUGCCCGCGGCAGCGGCAGCGGCGGCGCCGCCGCAGCGGCGACGUCAGCGCCGGCGGGGCACACGGGGGACACAUCAGGUGCAAAAUUUACUGCCUCGAAGUCCGCUCGUGUACGACAAGCAAUGACGGAGUCUCUACCGGCAUUGCCGAUGCGAAUGCACUCGCAAGGGAACUUGGCGUUGCAGCAUCACAACGCCAAGGGAGGCGCCGGCGGCGGCGGCGGCGGCGGCACCGCCGCCACCGCUACCGGUGACGGCGGCAGCCCCAGGCCGCCGCCCCAUGGCACGUCCUCCCGAGCCCUCAGCAACGGCUCUGGUAUUGCCGUACAAGGUGGCGGCAGUGGCGGAGAUCGGGACCGAAUCAUGUUGCCUCAUCCGCCGCUGCCCAGGGAGCACUCGUCGUCGCAAACGGCGGCGGCGGCAGCACAGCGGCGGGCGGCCUUGGUGGCGGAGCCGUUGGCGGCGCCAUCUUUAUCGUCAAGGUUGUUGGCGCCGUCCUUAUCAGCGCCGCUGUCGUCGCCGCCGCCGCCGCCGGCACUGCCUCCAGCAGCGACGUUGUUCGCGCCGGCGCCGCCAGCAGCCCCACUCGUCGCGCCAGUCACGUGUUUAACCGACUUACCUGACAUAGUGACCUUGUUGUCGACCCUCUGCUGGCGGAGCCCCUGAACUUCCCCUUCCCCGAUGUUUACCUCCACCCCCCCGGGGGGACACCCUCAUCCUCAUCAUCCUCAUCGCACACAUAAAUGUGCGUUGUAGUGACUUUUUCGGGUGUGUGUUCAGAACCCACAACCACCAGCGCCUAAGCGUAUUUGCUAUAUGUCUGGGGCCAUGUUUAUGUAUGUAUGUAUGUAUGUAUGUACGUGUGUGUAUGAUAAUGUGCAUCUGUAAGUAUCAGACAG
Molecule: messenger RNA, 6215 nt
Organism: Volvox carteri f. nagariensis
Lineage: Eukaryota; Viridiplantae; Chlorophyta; Chlorophyceae; Chlamydomonadales; Volvocaceae
Exons: 29
Coding region: 1-5982 (1993 amino acids)
Molecular function (GO): calcium ion binding
Source: RefSeq, a predicted model, not a curated record